UUUCUUGUAUCUUACAGUGGAACCUUUCAAUGAACAUAGCUGGAUUUGAUGAUGUGAGAUUUGAAGCUGCAAGUGAACUCGCAAAAUUGUAUGAACAGACUGGAGGAUCCAAUAAUGCCAAGGUUGUAUUAAUGAGGGCAACAGAACUCUCAAGGCAAAAUAUAUUUUGGCAUUGCCGCCUAAUAUUUCAGACAGCUCAGAUUGGAGUGUCAGAGCUAGAUUAUGCUACUGCAGGAGGUCUUCUUCAAGUUGGAAUUGAGUACUGCCAUAUUCAAGGUGUUGCUUACAAUCAGUUACUUUUCCUUUUGAGUAGAAUUAUGGUAUUUUUACUGGAGGGUCGAAGUGCAGUUGAAGUGCAAACCCUGUUGACACAGGCCAAUCAGAAUGUUGAACAGUAUAAUGGAGCACAUGGUCAAAAGGAACAUCUCAGGGUUUUUUAUUUGGUAUUAUUGGUUGUGCAUAACCUCAACAGUGGACAAGUGAAAAGUGUCAAACCAGCUUUGAAACAGCUCCAGCAGUCUAUACAAAACAUAACGCAGCUAGCAGAAAAUGAAGUCAACCCUAGCAGCAUGAGUGAAAUGUUUUCCUGGCUCCCACGUGAUCAGCUGUGUGUUUUGGUGUAUUUAGUUUCUGUGAUGCAUUCAAUGCAGGCUGGAUACAUGGAAAAGGCGCAGAAGUAUACGGACAAAGCCCUCCUUCAAAUAGAUAAGCUCAAAGCUGAAGAUAAUUCUGCAAUCUUGAGUGCUCUGCAGUUAAUGCUACUGGAACACAAUGCUAUGUGCCAUUUGAUAAUAGGAUCAAAAACUCAGGCUAUCAAGGAGAUAGCAAAAGUAUGUCAGCUUUUACAGGACGAUGCAAAAUUGCUACAGGCUCAUCGUGCACAGCUGCACACGUUGCUGGCUGUGUAUUCCAUGAGCAUGAAUAACUCAGAAGCUGCAGAACUCCAGUUUAAUGCUGCUCUGAGGACCUCAAAGAACAGGGAUCUUUGGAUAUUUGCAAAUUUAAAUUUGGCUGUGGUCUAUUUGCGUUGUCAUCGUGAGAGAGAUUUUGUUGCAAUAAUGGACCGAAUAAAUCCUGAUACACUACCCACGCAGUCUCAAAGCUUGAGGGCAGCAUCAUUUUAUGUGCAAGGUCUCCAUGCUUUCUUCACACAUCGUCAUAAUGAUGGGAAGAGAUUUUUACGGGAAUCGCUGAAGAUGGCAAAUGCUGAAGAUUUGAAUCGCUUAACAUCAUGUUCCCUCGUGUUGCUUGGGCAUAUUUUCCUUGCUCUUGGCAAUCCAAGAGAGGCACAUAAUAUGGUUACUCCAGCAAUGCAAUUAGCAUCUAAGAUACCAGAUCUUCAUUUACAGCUUUGGUCUUCUGCUAUAUUAAAAGAUCUCUAUCGUCAAUUUGGUGAUGUACCUCAUGAACAGGAAAGUAGUCAGAACCAUAAAAAUUUUUCCCAAACUCUGCUCUCUGAUCAUCUCAUGGCCUCACAUUUACCAGAACAUCGACUUAUAAUGUGGACAGAUGGGCCAUUCCCUUUACCAGUGGCAGACAAAAUAUAAAAAUGUAAGGCACUAAUUGUUUAUAUAAAAUAUUGUUUAAAGAUAAUACCAAUUUAUGAAAUAUUUUGAAUAUAAAAUUUUAUUGUAUGUAACAAACUUAUUAUAGCAAUUGACUAUUCUUUUGGUAGUGGAAGCACCUCAUGGAUUGUGGGACACAUUGUUUUAUUUUGAAUCUAUGUCGUGCUGCACAGAUAUACGCUGAUAGUUUUAUUUAGUGUCAGGAUAAGAUUAGGUUGACUGAUUCCCAAUUUGUUCAGUUUCAGGAUAAGAUUAGGUUGACUAAUUCCUAGUGUGUUCAGUUUCAGGAUAAUAUUAGGUUGAGUUGAUUCUUUUGUUCUGAAUGUAAUCUUUGUCAUAUUAGCCGUAUCUGAACGAUUAAUUAAGGUUUUUUAGUAAGAUUGCUUUGUUAACUAUUAAUUAUAGUACUGUGUCACAUCAACUUGACGAACAUACUGGCAUAUAACUUACACAAUGGGGUACUCUGGCUCUAAUUAUCGUAAUUGAUAGAAUAACGCAGUUCCAUAUAAAGUUUCUAAAAGCCUAUCCCAACCAGUAUUUUGUAAGUACCAUUCAAUAUAGAGUAUGAAUUACUUAUAAUUUUUUAAAGUAUGAAUUGCUUAUCAUUCGAAUUUAGAGAUACAUCUGCAAAAUGUAUUGCUUCUAAUAUUUGUGAACACACCUGCACCUGAGAGAGAGAGAGAGAGAGAGAGAGAGAGAGAGAGAGAGAGAGAGAGAGAGAGAGAGAGAGAGAGAGAGAGAAUCAUACAGUAUCACAUCAACUUAAUGGAUCCUGUGAGUAAUGAAAUCUUCUAAGUAUCAAUGACGGACAUGUAACCUUUAUAAUGGUUUCCCAUAGGCUAACUGUCGUAGUUGAUAGUCUAGUGCAAAUCCAAGUACAGUUUUUAAAAGUGUAUCCUAAAAGGUAUUUUGUGAUUAUCAUUCACUUUAAAUUAUUGAAUUACUUGUCAAAUUCAAAAGAUAUACUUGCAAAAUGUAUGGGUAUGUAUCAGUAACUACUUAUGCUUGCAAGAUGUGUAUAGUACAAGUCCCAUACAAUAUAAAUAAAAUGUAAACAUAGUUUC
Messenger RNA from Macrobrachium nipponense, 2629 nucleotides. RefSeq names its product MAU2 chromatid cohesion factor homolog. The record is from RefSeq and is a predicted model, not a curated record. Lineage: Eukaryota; Metazoa; Arthropoda; Malacostraca; Decapoda; Palaemonidae. Gene Ontology annotation, cellular component: chromatin; SMC loading complex. The transcript is spliced from 10 exons. The coding region runs from base 30 to 1547 and encodes 505 amino acids. Gene Ontology annotation, molecular function: protein binding; double-stranded DNA binding. Gene Ontology annotation, biological process: mitotic sister chromatid cohesion; maintenance of mitotic sister chromatid cohesion.